Diatraea saccharalis (sugarcane borer) is the source of this 1802-nucleotide messenger RNA. NCBI's taxonomy places the organism in Eukaryota, Metazoa, Arthropoda, Insecta, Lepidoptera, Crambidae. The record is from the annotation of a GenBank genome assembly.
CUAGUAGCUGAAUAUGAUUUGAGGAAAUUGAUAAACAAAUUACAAUUGAAAAACUUUUGUUGACGUGAUAUAUUGCCAAACGUAAAUGAAUGGUCUUAGUCUGUCUCUUUCUGCGGGACGGUAGUAACGUAUUAUAGAGCGAGACAUAAAACGUACAGUUGCUUCGUUUACUAAACGCAUGGCGUAGCUUUGCGUACUACGCAAGUUGACGCUGUGUCGACAUUGGACGUUGGAUCGCUUGCCGGCCCGAGGCUUCGCGAUCGGGAGCGGGGCGAGCGAGCGAACGCCGUCGUUCUGUCAGCCAGUCUCGCAAUGGCGUUGGUUCGGUUAGGUCGUGUGUUCGUUUAGUUUCGCAACAACCCGAGCGGACACCGGCCCAAAAUAUUGGCCUGUCUAUUCGUCUUCGAAUUACUCGGAAACACUUCCUGUAAUUCCUAACGCAACACAGCGACGUAUUCGCCGCCACGGACAGUCAAAUUUUGGUACGAUAUCCACUCAGGGCGAAUCAUUUCAAGAUCAUGUUCAUCUCAUCUUAGUUCCUGCUUCUUAUUAAGUGUUUUGUGUGUGUUGUGACAUUGUGUAGUGACAGUGAGAGUGUAGUGAUGGAUCCGGGAUCACCUUCGUUGUUAUGGCCGCUGCGCCUGAGCAAGCCUACUGGAAGUAUGUCGGCUGUGGUUGCGGGAGAACACAGUAAAGCCGAAGAAAGGUCGACGUCGCCGGCGCUAGCAGACCGGCUAGCGGCGGCGCCGUCGUCGCCAGCCAGCCCCGCGCCUCCUAGUCCGACGCCCCCUCAACACCAGUUUCAAGCGGCCCUAGUCGCUGAAAAGUACCUCUUGUUGGAACAAGUCGAGGGCUCCUCGCUUUGCCGGUGUGUGGACGUGCGCACUCAAGAGGAAUACGUUUGUAAAGUGGUGUCACGAGACUGCAGUAGUUUACUACAAGCUCACUACCGUCUCGAUGGUCAUCCGCACGUUAAUCCAAUACACGAAGUUCUAGUCGGUCAGAAGAGGGUCUAUCUAAUAUUCCCUCGAUCGCACUCUGACCUCCACUCUUAUGUGAGGGCUCGGAAACGACUAAGGGAGCCUGAAGCCCGCAGGCUCUUCAGACAAAUGGCAGAAACUGUUGCAGCGUGCCAUGAACAAGGAAUCGUUUUAAGAGACCUCAAACUAAGAAAAUUCGUGUUUGCUGACGCACAGAGUGCUAGCGACUCAAGGCGAACGGUGUCAUUGCUGCGUACAAUACUACGCCGCAAUCGGGUCAAGGGGCUGUUGAUAUGCGCUUGCGCACCAUCCACGCGUGUAUAUUCACAUCCCCCAUGUAAUAUUUAUGCGGGUACCUGCUUCACUUUAUCAGGUGAUUCUAAAUACCCUCAUGGAAAAUUAAACCUGGCUUAUGCACCCCUCAUCGACAUUCCAACUGGUCAUCCGGCGAGACGCCCCGAUCAACAUCUCGCGGUCCCCAGCUCAAAGGAUACUAUGAAGCGGAAAUAUAUUCACAUCCAGAAUAAGAAGUUUCCACAAAAAAUUCACGAACAAUUAAUUGGUUUGCUAGUUUUUCAAUGGUCACAGACGGAUAGUAAAGUAACACCAGACAGUGCGGUGCCCAAUCGUAGUCUCUCUCCUGAGUUGCAGAUAGACGUAUCCUUUGUAAACAUUCUCAGUCCUGAGCUGGCGCUCGCCAGCGGAUGUGCCAAAUUGGUCCGCGAUAGACAGUCGACUCGCCACCCGGCAGACGCCGCCGUGGCGCAUUCCAACGUUUCCAACACGGCCACCGGCCACCAUCUUGUUUAUUUCAGAAUUUGA